GUGGCUGCUGCGGCUCCGGGCAUGCUCCGCUGCCGGGGCUGCAGGCGGGCUUGUCGCGCUGGUGCCCUGCCGGCCGGAGCCGCAGCGGCGUGGGGCAGCAUGAGGGAGCCACUCGUGCAUGUCCUGCCACAACGACCACCCCAGCAGUUGAGCUUGGAUGAGGCCGGUGCAUUAUGUACAGUGUAGAAGACCUCCUGAUCUCUCAUGGAUACAAGGUGUCAAGACAUGUUCAGGCACCCCACGAGGCUCACUAUGAGGAGCGCCAGCCAGCGAGGACCAGAGCGAGAGCGGGUCAUGGCCUGCUGAAUGGGUGUGAGGAUGGCCCUGCUGCCGUCCCACAUGGUAAGGCGUACCCGGGGACAGGACCCGGGACAGAUUCUGACAAGGGCCGCCAUGCACUGAGAGCCCACGGAGGGCCCCCGAGCGCCGCUGUGGCCAGGAUGUCUGAGGAGGGGUUUUAUCAUCCACCCAUGCCAGCGUGGUCCGCCCAGCACCAGGGCGGUCACAACCACGUCUAUUGGAGAAGAGGACAGGAAGCCAGUGGCAUGCGGGGUCCCAGAGACCGAGAAGACCUGGAGGUCAGAGGAGUGGCCCAAGCCCCCAGCCUGCCAGUCCACGUGAGGGAGGGUCCAUGGGAAGUUGGAGGAAGGACAGAGAAUGUGAUGAAGAAGGCGGUUUGGGAAGAUGAGCUGAGAGUGGCGGGUCCCGCCAAGUGGCGGAAUGUAAGCGUGGAAAGCUGGAACCAGCCGAGGAGGUUAGGAAGGCAGAUGUCUGAUGGUGACGGGGAGAAACUGUUUCAAGAUCUAUACCCUUUCAUGCGAGGAGAAACGGUGCUGAAUGCCCAGAGCAAAGGAAUCCGGUCAUUGCCUAGAGUUCUCUCGCCCCAGCUGAGCUGCACGGAAAUUCCACUAAGCCAUGGGCACUUACCAGGUGUCCCUAAAAUGCAUUUUACCCUCCAAAUUGUGCACCCAAAUUUGGAAUCCACAGGGAACCCCGAGCAGGGUGGCUCGUCAGCCCCUUUACCAUGGCCGAUUGGGAGACCCCUCAAGCCUCCAUCCUACGACUCCCACCAACACUCUAGGGGAGGAGUGGAGAACAGCGACUGUCUGGACAGCCAGCAGACAGACCCAAGUGACCCCUACUUGACCAGAACUAAUCACCCCCGGCAGGAGCUCGGCCUGCCCGACGCUGGUCUGGAGCCGCCCAUGUAUGUGCCUCCUCCAUCAUACAGGUCGCCGCCCCAGCACAUCCCAAACCCCUACCUGGAGGACGUGGCCCCCGAGCGGGUGUGUGAUGGUCGCCGUCAUCCGACUGAGGAGGCUGCGGCCAGCUAUCGGCUUCCUUCUGGCUCCUUUGCAACUGGGAACGAGGAUGGCGGGAGCCCACACUCUCCUCAGAGCUUCUCACAGCAGUCCCAUCCCAUCACUGCUUGCGACGGAUCCGUUCUCUACAUUCCCUUUGAUGACCCACGGAUACGACACAUUAAACUGUCCCGACCCCAGGGUUUCCGUGAAGAAACAAAGGUGGAUGAGAAAUUGCACAACUCCGGUCUGGUCUCUGCCCCCGAGCCAGCUCAUGGAAACAUGCACCGUGAUGGUGCCGUUUUGAACCCACGGAGCGUCAUGUCCCCAUCGGGGAGUAAGAGAGGCCCUGCCCUUGCCGACCCCAGUUCCCGGUGGCUGUGGGGCCAGCUCCCCGGGGAGGGAGAAAACGGCGGCUUUCCUGACCAAAGAGACCACUGUGUGAUGAGAGGACAGUGGCCUGAUGUGAGAGGCAGCCAACAUGGACAAGCAGAAAGCCAAGUCUCCUCCCCAAACCCACAGGGCGAGAGUACCUGCGAAACCCGAACCAAGCUCAAAAAGUUUGAAGCUGGGAUUCAGACCAAGAAAAGUUCAAAUAAAAAAGUGAACGAGACGAUAUUUUGUUUGGUUUCCAUCCCAGUGAAAUCAGAAUCACAUCUGCCAGAUACAGAUACAAACAACAAUGACUUAAAGCAGAGUACUGAUAAAAAGCAUGGGCCCGAUAAGAGCAUGGCCCUGCAAGAGCAGAGCCUGCUGAGCAUGUCUUCCACCGACCUGGAGCUGCAGGCUCUCACAGGAAGCAUGGCUGGGAGAACCGAGUUCCCAAAGCAAGAGCUGGGGGAACCAGGAGAAGGCAGACAAACAGAUGACCUCAGAUUCAUUCACCCCACGAAACACAGAGAACUCCAGUAUUCUGGCUCGUGGCCAGGGCACCAGUACAGAGAUCAGCAAACACAAACCACUUUCACGGAAGAAUCCAAAAGCCCGAAGCCCCUCCCUGCUGAGAAGUCAGAAGGGUCACCUAAUGCAGUGCUGACUCCCACAUUUCUAGACCCUACUGCCUCCAAAGCUCAGAUGCGCACGGCAUUGGCUUCCAGUGACCAGUACCAGAGGCCAAAUGCUCAUCACCUGAAAGGUCAACUGUCCCUCAACCUUUCUAGCCACAGUGCUUUCUCAAGGACUUCCUUAUUCGCAAACCAGGCCCCUGUGCCAAAAGUGGGCCGGAGUCAGUCCUGCACAGAUGGCCAUGGACGUGGAGCCAGCCCCACAUCCAGAAGCGAGGUGGUGAAGGGGGCAACCACAGGUCCAUGCAAUAGUCAGCAGCUGUUUGGGCAGUUUCUUUUAAAACCAGUCAGCCGUCGCCCCUGGGAUUUGAUAAGUCAGUUAGAAAGUUUUAACAAGGAGCUUCAGGAAGAGGAAGAGAGCAGUCACAGCAGCAGUGGCAGUGAGGACAGUGAGACUGAAUGGCAGCCAGCGGGCCAUGCUGAUGGCACAGCCAAGAGCUUGGGCUUCAGUGAAGACAGCCAGGAAAGGAGGGCGGAGGGACCGCCAAGGAGGCUGGUGCUGGGGGAGCCUGUGUUCGGGUCGGGAAGGGUGAAGAGUAAGUCCGAGAGUUGGAGUGAGGAGCAGAAGCCUGCCACCUGCCACCAGGGUGCUUAUCCGCAAUACCUGGGCCCCUCACGGGUGGAAGAUGGCAGGCGUGAAGCGUUGCCGUCAGCACAGGGGAGCUUGAUUGUGGAGAAGAGAAACCAGGAGGCUGGGAAAAGAAUAAAGGAGCUGGCACUCAGCCCAGGUCCUGUGAAAAGAAUGAUGUCUUCCGGGUCAAGUGACACAGCGUCCUCAUCCCAUCCCGCUGAACUGAGGGAGCCCCAGCAAAGGCAGGAACUCCCCAGUGUUUUAAGGUCUGUGGAGCUGAGCAAAGCAGCCCCUCCGAAACCUGGUGAUGGGGAGCACGGGGACACAGCGGUCCCACUCUCUCUCGCCAACAAACCUCGAGGACUCUCGGCCCCAGACCUGAGGUCUGUGGGGCUGACCCCAGCCCAAGAGCAGAGUGCCAAUGAGUUGGAUAGGUCUUCAGGUGAAGCGAGUGCAAUAGAAAUCCCCCCAAAUGAGUCCCUCCAAGCGAGGGCUGCCAGGAUCCUGGGCAUUGAGGUGGCAGUGGAGUCCCUGCUGCCGGGUGCCAGGGGAACGGGACAUAACCAGCACCUGGAGCAUGAUGGCAGUGCCUGGUCAGUGUCCCCUCAGGAGGAGCCGGUGGCCAGCCCAGCACAGCCGGAUGACCCCAGAGAGUCCACUGAUGCCUUUUAUGGCAGGAGAAAGUGUGGCUGGACCAAAAGCCCUCUGUUCGUAGGCGAAAGGGACAGUGCCCAACGGGCGCCCUGGACUUCUGAGUGCUCAGGUGUAGAUGGAGCCAUCCCCAGCAAAGCCCCCGACCCCGAAUCUCAGCCCAGUGCCCUGGAGUCCAAGCCCUUCAAUCACAAGGACACGGAGACAAAACCACCAUUCCGGUCCACUUUGUUCCACUUUAUAGAAAGGACUUCGAGUGUGGCAGGCUCAGAAAGGAGGCUCAGAAGUACUUCCAAAGUGAUUGAAAGUUUACAGGAGAAACUGGCUUCUCCCCCCAGGAGAGCUGACCCCGACCGCUCGAUGAGGAUGAAAGAGGUGAGCUCUAUGUCUCGGAUGAGGCUCCUGAGCUCCCGGAGCGCGGGCUCCAUGGAGGACACCGAGGAACUGAAGGCUGAGAGGGGCCCAGGGGCUCAGCCGGGAGGCCUGGCAUCUCUGACCACUGGGGACCUGGCCUGGAAGGCGGGAAGUGCAUUCUCUGUCUGCAGGGGUGCCCGCCCAGUGGAAGAGAAUGGGCAUCUGGCAGCAGGAAGGGAGAAGAAGAGCUUGGAUCAGGACUUCUGGUGCCCAGACUCGUACGACCCAAGCAGAGUGGAGAGGGUGUGAUGAGAUGGCAGUGAAGUGCCCUCCCGCCAUGUUUGCUGACUGCGUGUCCUGUGAUUUCGUCUGUCAGCCAGCUUGUCCGUGUGUCAGCUGGACACUGCUGGCUUGUAGUGCACUGUGACGUCCGUUACCACCGCUGCCAGGAGACUCCAUGCCUCCAGAGUCGCUUUGUGGAAGUAAAGGAGUAGUCUGUUGAAAUCACCUGUUUCUGUAACAUGAAGAGUUAAUACCUAUUUAGAAAAGAGUCCCAUAGACUCUCCUGCAUGAUGGAUUUAGCCACGCUGGUAAAUAGUUUGGUGUUAAUCUUGUUCUGUGACAAUCUGAACACGGACGACAGAGGGAAUGAUUUUGAAAAGGGCCGUGAAUGUCAUGAGUUCCCCGUCACAUCCCCAGGGCCUGUUGGUCCAUGCUCACAUGGAGGAGUGUGGGACGCAGGCAGUUUCCCAGUGUUUCUGCACUUUGACUUCAGGGGAAAUGUUGAACGAGCAUAUCUGAGAUCCAUUUCUAAUCAAUUUGGCCUUCUGCUGCUGGGAGUAACUUAACUUAUAAGUAACUUGCCAUCAGAGACUAAAAGCAUAUCUUUUUAAGUUUCUAAAAGAUUAAAACUUGCUAUAAUGUACUAAGAGUAUUAUUUAUCUGGUAAUGAAAUACUAGGAUCGUCUGCAAACAAUCCAUCAUCUGCUUUGCACUCAGUAUUAUCUAUCUAUUUUUAUUUCCUUAUGGACACUUAGAAAUUCUUUAUAUGAAAAAUAAUUGCUGGUUUGAAAUAGACCAUUUUAACAAAGUGACUAUAUUUCUUUUUACAAAAAUGCUAUUUUUCUAUGUUGUAAACAGUUGGUAGGUGGAAGAUUUAUCAGGAGUAUUAUUUUAUUUAAGAAUCUGUAUCCCGUUGUGUGAGAGGGACCCAGAGAGGGUUCGCCUUUGCUUUAAAGCAUAUACCCCUUAUCCAUUCACAAUUCUGCUAUUCCUAGUUUACCUUAGAAAAAGAUGUCAAUAGAGGACAUUUUACAGGGUUUAUCAAAUAAACUUUAACAAAAAAUUUUUUUACAAAUAUAGCUACAAGGUGAUAUAACCCUCUCAAACCAGCCAACAUCCUUAUGACAAUUUUUGCCGCCAUGUCCACUAGAAUUACCAAAAAGCAUAGUUUCAUCUCUGUAUAUCUACGGGGUUCUGCCCUGAGACCAUACUUUCCUCCCCUCGCCCCCUGUCCCUUUAAGAAAUAUGUAUUUUUGUCUAGAAUGAUCCUUAAUUAGUCUCUGCAUAUUUUUUAAAGUGCUAGAGACAUUUUAAAUACGCCAUUGCAAAAGUAUUAUGAGGCCUAUGUAUUCUACUGUGUUUACUAUUGCAUUAACCUGCACAAAGUUUAUGCAUUUGUUAUGCAUUUGCCUAUUCUUUCUAAGUAAGGUAUUCUCGUUAGCUAGCAUUUCCUGAAUACAUUCUUGUCUCUUCCCUCCCUCUCUUUUAUUUUUCUUUUUGUUUCUACUUUUCUCUCUUUCCUUUUUUUUUCUUUUUUGAGAAGCCACCUUAUCUAUUUUUAGACAUUUCAAAUUCCUAAAAUGUGAACUGCUGGGUGGUCUGCAAUUUGGCCCUAAAACAGCUCUGACUGGGCUUCCACGCCUGUUUUUAUCUGCACCAUAUGAUUCUGUUUCAUAAGAGCUUCAUGUAUUUGGACUGUAAUAAACAACACAGAAUCUAAGUAAUUCUAAAAAAUCUUUUCAAAUACACUUAUCCACAGUCUUGGGUCACUCCUUUCCAGAUUUUUGGCUCUUGUGAAAAGUUAUAGUAGGCUCUUGUUUUCACAACACAAGAGAAGGGCCAGGUCUGUGCUAGGAGAAGCUUACAUUGUUUUCUCCGGGAAACAUUUACUGGAUAAGAGGUUUAUUACUGUGUUAUAGUCAGUGAAUCACCUAAGUCAUCUGACAGAACUAAUGAGGGUGGUUGCCUGGGGGUCUUGUGGGUGUCCUGCUUCCCUUUUUAAAUGCAAAUGUAAGAAGGUAGGCGGAUAUAUACAUAAGCAGAUAGGUAUGUGCAUAUACAAAGAGACACAUAUAUUGUACAAUGUACAUAUAAAUGAACUCUGUUCUGACUUCCUUCUAAAUUUUGUUGAUCCCAUGUAAAGACUUCUUUUAUGGAAAAGAAAUAAUUUUAGCUUAUUCCUCAAGAGAAAGAGAAGGGUAAAGAGAAACAAUUAUUGUACCUUAUGUAUAUCACAAACAAACCAAAAUAUGAUACUCUUGUUUUGUUUCUUUCUAAAUUGUUGUAUUAUAGCUUUCUGAAACCAUUCUGAAUUUAGUUGAUAUUAUCAGUAUUUAUACUUCUAAGCUUUAUUUCUGGAUUCCAGCUUGCAAAUAAAUCUUUUGGGGGAGAAGGGGAGGUAACUUUGAAAAUUUGACUUUUAAACUUGCAUAUUCUAAGGGAAAUAAUACAGUCUAACCAGAAAUUUCCCAAAGGUUUUGAACCGAUUGCUAAUCAGUCUUUAUUAUUUCUAUUGCUCAUAUAUACAUAUGUCUUUGGUAUUACUUGGGCUGAAAAAAGUCUUUUUGUCUUUUAUGUUUGUCAUUGUUUCUGUCAUAUGAAUGACUAACUUUUGGUUGUUUAAUAAUUUAGGGCUUGUACAAUUAAAUUAAAAGUUCUAAUUUUUAACAUUUGGACUAAAAAAUUAUAUGAAGAAUUACAUAUGAAAUGUAUUUGUAUUCUUAAUUUGCAAAAGGAAAAAAUGUCAGUAAUAUAGCUCUAAUUACCUCUUUGAAGGAAAAUUCUCAAUGAUUGAAAACCAAGUAUCUUUAUUGUCAUUUUUCAACCUUAUGCUUCUGCAAACCACAGAAACCCCUUAGCCCCUGACUGCAGCUUCAGAGUCCUUCUUCGUGUUGUCCACAACUAUUUGGAUUUCUUUUUUAAAAGUCACUUAAGAAUGGCUACUCUCUGAGAUCUGGUGUGUGUACUGGAAGUGUAGGUUGCAGUUUUAAUUCAUGUGGAGAUUCUAAGUAGAGCAUUUCCUAUUCACCUGACUGUUGGUGAAGGGCUGGUGUCGGGUGAAGUUCAAGUGCUUAACUCCACUGAUUCUGAACUAGACCCUGACCACUCUGUGUGGCAGCGCAAUGACUGACUCUGGUAGAAGCUUGGCCGAGGGCUUCUGAGGGAAAAAUGAUGAGCCCACCCCCUGGUGACAGAGUGCCUCCCAGCCCUGAGCAGAAGGGACGGACGGAAGAAUGAGAUUGACCUGCCAUUUGCAUCUGUGACCCCCAAGGACUGUGUGUGUGUGUGUUGGCUCUCUUUGUUUGUUUGUUUAAUAAUGAUUAAAUAAUAC
Messenger RNA from Phyllostomus discolor (pale spear-nosed bat), 7554 nucleotides. It is a transcript of the gene JCAD, whose product is annotated as junctional cadherin 5 associated. The record is from RefSeq and is a predicted model, not a curated record. Gene Ontology annotation, biological process: positive regulation of blood vessel endothelial cell proliferation involved in sprouting angiogenesis. Gene Ontology annotation, cellular component: ruffle membrane; adherens junction. NCBI's taxonomy places the organism in Eukaryota, Metazoa, Chordata, Mammalia, Chiroptera, Phyllostomidae.